Molecule: messenger RNA, 5203 nt
Organism: Rhipicephalus microplus (southern cattle tick)
Lineage: Eukaryota; Metazoa; Arthropoda; Arachnida; Ixodida; Ixodidae
Source: RefSeq, a predicted model, not a curated record
CCUUCGCAAGACGCCGCACGCGGCUGCCGGCAUGCUGCCGGUACCGCAACGUUUGAGUUGCGUUUGUGUUGUCGUUCAUCACCACCAUUCUUCAUAACGGUAGCUGUUGUGGGCAAGACGAAGUUGGCUGGCGCGUAAGCGCAAGACACGGCUGCAAGAUGCCUCGUGUCGUGGAGUGGUGCAGACGGUGUCGAUUACAAGGUCUGGACAGUCCCGUGCAGCUCUAUCCGAUGGGAGGAAACGAAGCCAUCAAGAUGUGCAGCAAUGUAAAUUGCUCAGAUGAGGUGAAUGGCAGCAUCCUAUCUGAGAUCGUCAAGAUAGACGGCAUGUCUAUACUCGAGUUCGAGGCUGGCCCGAUCUCCGUCACGGACAACUUAUGUGACAGCGACGAAGAGUUCGACUACUGUUGCAGAAAGGCCAGUAGUCGCAAUGCAUUGGUGACUGCAAAACCCUUAGGACAGCCCAGUGUUAACAUUGGUGACAGCAAAUCCACUGCUGCAGUGUGUUCCGACCCCCCACUGUUCGCUAACUCGUCUGAACACGUGCACAGGGAGCGUCAAACUUCUAUGUCCACCUGUGGUGAUGCAGGACCGGCAUUGAUCACACCCGUCGUAGCGCCCACCGUCAGCAUGUGUGCAAACCCUGAUGUUUGUAUGGAUGCAGAGAAGCCUACUGGCAAUGUUUUAUGUGACAGUGCAUCAUUGUGUGUUGAUUUCAGCUUUUGUGAGGAUGAUGGGGAGCCCUGGAGCAACAUAUUUGACUGUGAAUUGCCAUGUGCCGACAAUAUGUGGGUGGAUGCAGAGAAGCCAACUGACACCAGUGACACUAUGUUGCCGUUGGCCGACUCUACUGUGUCUCUAGAUACAGGGGAGUCCACCAGCAACAUCCGCUACAAUACACCAUUACGUGCAGACUCUAAUGUGUGUGUUGAUAUGGAGGAGCAUGUAUAUAUGACGCCUAAAAAUUCCGUUGUCGCUUGUGAUGAUGCAAAUCGUCUGACUGCUGAAAAGGAGAAAGUGGGCGGUGAUGUGGAGGAGCAUGUAUAUAUGAGACCUGAAAAUUCCGUUGCCACUUGUGGCAAUGGAAAUCAUCUGACUGCUGAAAAGGAGGAAGUGGGCGGUGAUGUGGAGGAGCAUGUAUAUAUGAGACCUGAAAAUUCCGUUGCCACUUGUGGCAAUGCAAAUCGUCUGACUGCUGAAAAGGAGGAAGUGGGCGGUGAUGUGGAGGAGCAUGUAUAUAUGAGACCUGAAAAUUCCGUUGCCACUUGUGGCAAUGGAAAUCAUCUGACUGCUGAAAAGGAGGAAGUGGGCGGUGAUCUGGAGGAGCAUGUAUAUACGAGACCUGAAAAUUCCGUUGCCACUUGUGGCAAUGCAAAUCGUCUGACUGCUGAAAAGGAGGAAGUGGGCGGUGAUGUGGAGGAGCAUGUAUAUACGAGACCUGAAAAUUCCGUUGUCACUUGUGAUGAUGCAAAUCGUCUGACUGCUAAAAAGGAGGAAGUGGGCGGUGAUGUGGAGGAGCAUGUAUCUAUGAGACCUGAAAAUUGCGUUGUUACUUGUGGCAAUGCAAAUCGCCUGACUGCUGAAAAGGAGGAAGUGGGCGGUGAUCUGGAGGAGCAUGUAUAUAUGAGACCUGAAAAUUCCGUUGCCACUUGUGGCAAUGGAAAUCAUCUGACUGCUGAAAAGGAGGAAGUGGGCGGUGAUGUGGAGGAGCAUGUAUAUAUGAGACCUGAAAAUUCCGUUGUCACUUGUGAUGAUGCAAAUCGUCUGACUGCUAAAAAGGAGGAAGUGGGCGGUGAUGUGGAGGAGCAUGUAUCUAUGAGACCUGAAAAUUGCGUUGUUACUUGUGGCAAUGCAAAUCGCCUGACUGCUGAAAAGGAGGAAGUGUGUGGUGUUCCUGACAAUGUGCAGACAUCGUUUAGUGCCAACACCUCACGGCACGCGAGUUCGCAUGAGCAUGGGUCUCGGCCACAUGAUGCCCUCCACAUUCCUAUCACUGCUGUGAAAACCAUUCUGACAGUGACCGCAUCACCUGAUUCAGAUCUUGAUAAUUCACCCAUGACGCCCUCGAGUGCCGACCUUUCAUCGGAAGCAAAGACACGGAAGCGGAUUGACACAAGUGAUGGUCACGCCUUCUACACAUCUUUGAUGCCCAAGGCGGUGGCAGUGAAGGUUGUCGCUUCAUCAGAACGACCUCUCUGUCUCUCUAAGGCUGAAUUACCCACUGCUAAUUUAUGCCUAAAGGAAAACAAAAAAGAACACAUUGAAAAAAUGAGUCUCCUGUUUAACUUGCACCGGAUGAAAGAAUCCCUCAACUUGAAAUUGUUGCUUCAUCGGAGGUAGAGCCCGGUCUCUGUAAUAGUGUUUCCACUCCCACUCUCUUGCCUUCAAAUGGUACACACUCGUGGCUAGAGGAGUUGCCAGAGGAACUAGAAGAUGAAGUAAAUUAUGCAGUACAUGAAAAGGAAAAUGUUGUAGCUGUUUCAACCGCAUGUAUGACCAAUGCUGCCUUCUCUUCUACGGCUGCAUUGGGUGCAGUGGAUGUGGAGAACGCAUUUUCUCAUGACGGCUGUUAUAAAUCGCCACACGGUGCAAGUUUGUCUACAUUGUCACAAGAACAGGAGGCUAUAUGUGCAACUGUUUGUGAUAUUACUGACUCAUUCGAACGUUGUGAUGAUAGAAGCAGCAUGCCGAGUAUAGAAGGCUUACUAGAGAACGACCAGAGAGCUGGUGAAACACCAAAGCUGCCCGAGCCUCUGCAAGAAAUUGGGACUGAUGCUGAGCCCACAACUAGUCAUGAACCUGAUGUUGUAGAGAUUGUCAUUAAUUCACCGAGUCGGCUUGAUACAAGUGAAGUUGUACAAGAAUGCCACUAUCAAGAGGAGCAAAGCUGCACCAUGGUUGCAGAGACUCUCGUUGAAAAGGAGUCAAGCGCCAGAGUGCUCAGCCAACCUACAAGUGAAGUAAGCGUUGUGGAAAAUCAUGAAAUUGCUAGCGAAGUUGAAAUUCUUUCGACAGAGUCACCCAAGCUUUUAGAGAGACAAACCUGCAGUGAAGCAAGCUCAUCAGAAACCUUUGAAGGUGGGACUGCAUCACUGGAGGUGCCUAUGUAUUCAAAGGAACCUUGGAAAAGCACUGAGAAUGUUCAUUGCUACCAUGACCUAUAUGCUUCAACAUGUGCUCCUUGUGGACUGCCUAGUUUGGAAGGCAAAAGUGAGGGAGGUUUGCCACAUUGUUCAGGGGCCACGAAUGCGGCACCCUCUACAGAGCUGGCAAGACCUGUAUUAAAUGGAAGCGACAUCAUUCAGGGAAGCUCGCUAAGUAAAGCAACAAGUGAAACGAUAUCACCACCACAAGCCUUGUGCAAUGAGCAAGCAGCUAUCGAGGGUGUGCUCAUUCAUGAUGGAAGCUUCUUGUCGAGAGCUGCCAGUUAUUGCUCCAGUCCACCAGGUAGAAGGGAGGUGUACUCGCCAGAAAGCUCGGUAGCUGCAAGUGAAACACAGUCUGUGGGGUUGGUGGAGCCUUCACAGACUGGACACGGUGACAAUUCAAGGACUGUUACAAAUCACCCUGCAUCUUCUGCCACUGCCGAACGCUAUCGUUGAACCCACAGUUGUGUCCAGCCGAAUCAGUGCACCAGGUCUUGUAGAGGGUUCCUUAGAGGAACUCUUACGGGAUCCUCUGGCACCAUCAUUAUACAUUGCUGAGAGCAUGUCAACUAUUGGUCCUCGCAAUUUUGUGCCACAGGGCCUUGGUGCUGAAGAUUCAUGUACAAAUGCCUCAUUGACAGAAAAGAUUUCAUUGCAGUCUAGUGACCUUAACAUGAAGUACUUCACUGAGUUGAAGGGUAAAGGUGGAUGUCUUUCACCGACUGCUACUGCUCCGAAUCAGCGACCUACUUGCAGUUUAAAGAGAACAAGGAGCCCCUCGCCAAGUGCAACAUUAAGCACUACUGCUUCGACCAUCUAGUCAUGCAGGAGGUGAUUCAGGCACUUUGCAACAGUGCAUGUCAACUGGAUUACUACUGCGAUCAACAAGCACUUUAUGCAACAAACCUUCUAGUUCUGAUGUACAGGAGGGUAAAGUGAAGCGAGCUAGACAGGGUUGCGAAGCAAUGAAAGUUACCAUAGGCACGACUGCAACGGGGAAAGCUGUUAUCCUUCGUGUUUCAGGUCUACAGAAAAGCGUGCAGAAUGUAUUACUCAAGUUACCAUCUGAUGCCGUCACAGGUGGCAACACACAGACUGCAGCUGUUCAACCAAUGAACAAACAGGCACGUGCUCGAAAUGCAAGAACAAAACAGCAGGAGCAAGUAGCGAGUACAGUUGCGAGCAAAGUGCGUAAGAGUAAGACAACAGAAAAGCAAAAUAAAUCACCUCUGCCUCCGAAACAAAACGUCACUCGUACUGGUUUUGCAGCCGUGGACAAGUUGGCCGCCAUCAAAGAAGCCUUGGCUGCACCGAUGGCCAAUGAAAGUGCACCAAAUAAGUCCAAUGUAAAUGCAAGAGCUCGGAGGCAAAGUGGCCGAACCUGCCCAAAUAAAAAGAAGAGGCAGCCUAAAAAGUGUCCAAUAGCGUCGCCUAAAGAAGCAAAACGGGUUUUGAGCGUAAAAGGGAAAGGUGGCACCCCAAAUGAGCAAGUAGUUCCAGACAUGGGGCCUGUCCUCAGCCCCACAUCUAGUGACCUCAGCUCCAUAAGCUCAAAACCAAGCAAAAGCAGCUUUUCUAGCACUUCCUACAAUGCCGCCAGCUCCUUCUCGACUUCUAAAACGGAGAACUCUCGGCGAUCAAAUAGAAGUUUCAAGUCUGCCGAGGAUUACAUAGAAGCGAUAAAAAACAGUCGCUUCCCGAUGAAGGAGAGUGGGAGUGGGUUUCCUGGGUACCAUACCGUGCUGGCAAGUCGUCCACCUUACAAGAGUGACAAGAAGUCAACUGUGAUAGCACCAAGGCGUAGACGGACACAAGCAGAUACGUCUGCUAGGCCAACAACUGAAGCAGCUUCUGCCACUUUUGGUGCGGAGCUAGAUCAGGUAUGUCUCCGAGCUGUCUGCCUCCACGGACGUUAGUCAUUAUGACAAUGUUCUUUCAGAGUUGUUAUUUAGCACUGCAUAGCCGUGUUGCUGUUUUUUUUUUUCCUGAAGGUAUCAAGGGGUCCAGCAGCAGAAACUGCAUUGUGAUUUUGUAAAUAAAUGUACAUACUAGUCCAAA